AACACACACGUCACUGGAGCGCACGUAACUCCAAGCUGUCACCCGCGAAGACGAUGUCAACGUGCCUCCUGACAGGAUUUCCUGGGGAAGAGUAGCACGUGCUAAUUAUUUCGCUGGAAGUGUCGGUUGAGCCAUGGAGACGCUGUACCACCAGACGAAUAAACUGGUCCAGGAGACCCAGCACCUGUUCACGCAGUUGGACAAACGACUGCCUAACCUAGAUCACGGCGCAGUGGAGAGUGAAAUUUUGUCGAAAAUUGGAGUAAUCAACGGCAACUGCGAAAGACUGGACGUCCUCUGUAUGAAGGGCCCAAUAACCCAGCGGCAAAAUGCAAAAAUGCGAGUAGAUCAGUUGAAAUACGACAGCCGUCACCUGACAGCGGCCCUGAACUCCUGGAGGGCCCAGCAGGAACGUAAGAGAGAGGCCGAGGCCGAGAGGGAGGCCCUCCUCUCCCGGAAAUUCACGACAAACGAUCACAUCGAGAUCAACAUCGAUCGCGAUAUUCAGUACAACAGUCAAGUGGCCAGCGCUAACCAGGGGAUUGACAACCUCCUGGCGCAUGGCAGUGGCAUAAUCGAGAGCCUGCGGUCCCAGCGGAUGACCCUGAAGGGCGCCCACAAGCGCCUCAUCGAUAUUGGGAACGCCCUGGGGCUCUCCAACACCACCAUGAGGCUCAUAGAGCAGAGGGCGAGGGCUGACGGCUUCAUACUAGUCGGUGGAAUGCUCUUCACUGUUCUCGUCAUGACUCUCGUCGUUGUCUACCUCACGUGAAUUCAAAUUAUUAUUUUUUAUCUUAAAAUCAGCAAUCACACGUCUGUGGUGUACACAAGGGGGAGAAGGGUCAAACGACCUCUCUUCGAUCGUCAAUAACUCAGGAUCGGCUGAGUGAAAAACAGAAAUUUUUAUCUCAUUUUGAAGGCCUUUCUUCGAUCUUUGAAAUGAGCUCUGAUUUAGCCAAAUCGCGUCGUUGGGUCGGGAGAUAUUGAUGAUCUAAGAAGGACGAUUUUUAUCGUUCUCCAUGCAGAAUAAGAAUUAAUGCUGCUGGUGUAAUUUUUGGAAAUUGUUUAUACAAAUUGUUGAUAACUGAUGGUGGGUUUUUACACAUCUGCACUGGGGAUUAACUGUAAAUAACAUUUUUCGAAAUUUUUGAGGGGUGCGAGAAGAGAAUUCACGAGUUUUCAAGGAAAAUCUCAUUUUUUAAUUUUGUUUUUUGUGAAAUUUUGGAAUCACUCGUUUUCAAAAUAAUUUGUUAUUUGAAAAUGCGAGAGGUGGAUUCUCCUCUGAAUUUCCCCCAUCAUUACACCAAAUUACGAAACUACGUGUGAAAAUCUAGACAUGCAAUACUGUAAUUUAUAUCUAAAUGGAGCUAAAAUAAAUAAUUUAUACACGAUAUUGACAUUCCUCAGUACGAAUCUACGUAAAUCGAAGAUUAUUUCAUAUGUAUGUACAUAUUAACUUCGUAUUUGAAAUUGUAAUAAAUGGCUCUAGACCCUCUCAACUA
Messenger RNA from Diachasma alloeum, 1502 nucleotides. It is a transcript of the gene Membrin, whose product is annotated as Golgi SNAP receptor complex member 2. The transcript has 2 exons. Lineage: Eukaryota; Metazoa; Arthropoda; Insecta; Hymenoptera; Braconidae. Gene Ontology annotation, molecular function: SNAP receptor activity; SNARE binding. Gene Ontology annotation, cellular component: endoplasmic reticulum membrane; ER to Golgi transport vesicle membrane; SNARE complex. Bases 134 to 772 code for a protein of 212 amino acids. The record is from RefSeq and is a predicted model, not a curated record. Gene Ontology annotation, biological process: vesicle fusion; vesicle-mediated transport.